ACUCUAGUGGACGGUCAACGACAGAAUUACUCCACAUCUUUGUGCUGCGAGUGCCUUGUUGUGAAAUUGUAAAUCGUUUACAAGUUUUCAUUCGUCUCCAGUGUUUGUGACAGUGAUCUGCGAAAAUGUCCCGCAACCCAGCCGAAAACCAGCUCAACCUGUACAAGGAAGCCCAGAAGGUAUGUGUUGAUAAGACGAAGGUCACCACCAGCCAUGGAGCUCCGAUUGGCACGAAGACAGCCUCCCAGACGGUGGGCCCACGUGGUCCGAUUCUGCUGCAGGACGUGCACCUGAUCGACGAGCUAGCCCACUUCGAUCGUGAGCGUAUUCCGGAGCGUGUGGUCCACGCCAAGGGCGCCGGUGCCUUCGGCUACUUCGAGGUGACGCACGACAUCACGCAGUACUGCGCGGCGAAGAUAUUCGAGUCGGUCGGCAAGAAGACGCCACUCGCCGUCCGCUUCUCGACCGUCGGUGGCGAGAGCGGUUCCGCCGAUACGGCCCGCGAUCCGCGCGGGUUCGCCGUUAAGUUCUACACCGACGAGGGCGUGUGGGACCUGGUGGGCAACAACACGCCCAUCUUCUUCAUCCGCGAUCCGGUGCUAUUCCCGAGCUUCAUCCAUACGCAGAAGCGCAACCCGUCGACGCACCUGAAGGAUCCGGACAUGUUCUGGGACUUUAUCUCGCUGCGGCCGGAGACGACGCACCAGGUGAUGUUCCUGUUUGCGGACCGUGGUAUCCCCGACGGCUACCGGUUCAUGAACGGAUAUGGCUCUCACACGUUCAAGCUGGUCAAUGCCCAGGGUCAACCGAUUUACUGCAAGUUCCACUUCAAAACGGACCAGGGCAUCAAGAAUAUGGAUGUGUCGCGUGCGGACGAACUGGCCGGAUCCGAUCCGGACUACAGCAUCCGCGAUCUGUACAAUGCCAUCGCGAAGAAGGACUUCCCCAGCUGGACGCUCAAAAUCCAGGUGAUGACAUUCGAGCAGGCCGAGAAGGUGCCGUUCAAUCCGUUCGAUCUUACCAAGGUGUGGCCACAGAGUGAGUUCCCGCUUAUUCCAGUCGGUCGUAUGGUGCUUGAUCGCAACCCGAGCAACUACUUCGCCGAAGUUGAGCAGGCGGCGUUCGCCCCGUCGCAUCUGGUGCCCGGCAUUGAACCGUCCCCGGACAAGAUGCUCCAGGCCCGUCUCUUCUCGUACGCCGAUACUCACCGCCAUCGUGUCGGUGCGAACUAUCUGAUGCUGCCGGUGAACUGUCCAUACCGGGUGGCCACCCGCAACUACCAGCGCGACGGUCCGAUGAACAGCACCGACAACCAGGCCGGAGCACCGAACUAUUUCCCGAACUCGUUCAACGGCCCCGAAACGUGCCCAUUCGCUCACAAGCUGCAAAACUCGCCCUGGAAGGUGUCGGGCGAUGUGGAGCGCAUCGAGACGGCCGACGAGGACAAUUUCUCCCAGGCGACCGUGUUCUAUCGGCGCGUGCUGGAUGACGCUAGCCGCCGCCGGUUGAUCAACAACAUCGUCGGUCACCUGCGCAACGCUUCGCCAUUCCUGCAGGAGCGUGCGGUGAAGAACUUUGCGAUGGUCGAUGCCGAUUUCGGCCGCCAGCUGACCGAGGGACUGAAGCUUAAAAAAAACGCUAGCCUGUAAGAUGGUAGGCAAAGCGCGGGUAUGAUGUAAGGUUUUUCUAAAGCUUAAACCGCGGGAAUGUUAAUAGCCGCAUUGUAUGGCACACGGUCGGGAACUGUUUCGCAAAUAUAUUCUUUUUCAUGUCAUCACAAUCCACACGCCCAAUGGGAGCAAUCACAUUCUAUAGCGAGACAUUGAUGAUCACGUUUUUGUUAUUUUUGUAAUCUAUUUCAAUAAAGUUAAUACAUAAAGCGCA
Messenger RNA from Anopheles coustani, 1884 nucleotides. Its product is annotated as catalase. Gene Ontology annotation, cellular component: mitochondrion; cytoplasm; peroxisome. NCBI's taxonomy places the organism in Eukaryota, Metazoa, Arthropoda, Insecta, Diptera, Culicidae. Gene Ontology annotation, biological process: hydrogen peroxide catabolic process; response to hydrogen peroxide. Bases 126 to 1649 code for a protein of 507 amino acids. The transcript has 2 exons. The record is from RefSeq and is a predicted model, not a curated record. Gene Ontology annotation, molecular function: catalase activity; heme binding.